AUGAUAUUCCUACUCAACGUAGAGUGUCAACUUCCCAGGAUGCCAUUAUGGAUUUCACACAGACAAAUCCCAACGCAGGAAGAUUUCACGAGGUUCCAUAGCGUGAAAGAGCAUACGCUCACUUCAACAUCAAUGGUCCUGGCCAAUACACCGUUCUUCCCGUGGCAAGGUGUAAGCCGGGCUACGCAGGAUUCACCAAUACCAGACGACACUCAACGGCCAAGCAGUAAUUCCACGCAAAUUUCUACUGCCACGUCUACAGAUGAAACUGUGAAAAUGCGCCAAGCGUAUGGUGACUGGCAUGAUCUCGACUCAACUGCGAAACUUUCACAAACUCGAUCACUACCGACAAUUGACACCAGAACGGUUAAGUCCACGGUGUCGAUAUCGUCUAUUUGCGAACCAGCGCCCUCUGGUGCGGAUCUCGUUACCAAUCCGAUGUUUACGCUGGACUUUCCACGAUUUGGCCACAAGCGAUGGAAAAGGGUUACAGUAUCGAAUGUAUCCCAGAAAAACAUCAUUUGGUCACUUCGGACGAAUAUGUGCGAUUAUCUCACGGCAAGACCUACUGCUGGUGUGCUGAAACCUGGACAACAUGACAGUGUGAAGGUCUCGAUAACGGACAUGUGCGAUGUGAAUGGAAAGGUAGCGUUCUCUUACGGGUUUGUGGACGAUUCAGUCGAAGCAUUUGAGAGAAAACUGUAUCAGGACACGAAACAAAGUAGCCAUACGCUUGAUGUCCUCCUCCAUUAA
Cooperia oncophora is the source of this 753-nucleotide messenger RNA. NCBI's taxonomy places the organism in Eukaryota, Metazoa, Nematoda, Chromadorea, Rhabditida, Trichostrongylidae. The record is from the annotation of a GenBank genome assembly.